AUGUUACAAGCCACUAUGAUAAAGCACGUCAUCCGAACCGAGUCGAGACGACGCCAGUCUCUCAACGCCUUUGUGAAGCUGAAGAAGAACUGUUCUUGGGACAGUAAAGGAGUUGGUGGAAUUGUUAUCCUCAUCAACACGAGUCUGGCGAAGAGCAUCGACUCUCAAACAACUUACGACCAGAAAAAAACGUUCCUGGAUGAGAAGAUGUGGUUCAGCGGCAGCUGUGACAAUACUCGUCGCUUGCGCUCCAACAUCAAGCUACGAAGAAGUCAAAACUUUCCAUACACUGUGGUCAAAGUGGAAAAGAAGAUCACACCAUCUUCAGCAAGAGAAGUUACAGGACGAGAAAUGGCUGCCAUCGGUGAACAAAGUGAAGCUACCAUCGAACAACAAUCUGAAGAUGCUAAAAACACCGAAGAAGAAGCCAUGGGUAAUACCAGUAACAACGAAACUUCUAAUUGUUCUAUGCAAAGUGUGGAGGGAUUCUCUACAAGAUAUUUGAACGAGAAAUGGAUUGGUCGUUAUGAUGACACUGGUCAAUAUAUGGAAUAUCACAACAAUCAAUGGCGUCCUCUUCCUGAGGACGAUCUUGUGUUCGUACAACAACUUUGGUUAGAACAGGAAGCGGCGGAAACACAGGUUGUGAACGGGGUCAAAAUGAAAUGGAACGCAACAGCACAAGAAUGGCAGAGAGCUGAUCAAGAAGUCGACGAAGAUUUCAUUGCUAGCUACCAAGCCAACUACGGUGUCCAGUACGACUAUAGUAAAAUGGAUGAGGAGAGAAAGGCCAAAGAAGCUGAAAAACUGAAAAAUAAUCCAGCUGAGAAAGAGGAGAAGAAAAAGGGAAAGGUUCCAUCGGAACCUCAAGGUUGGGUGGAUAUGGAGGAGAAAGUGCAUGCCGUGUAUGUAAAUAAUCUCCCUUUGGACAUAACCCUUGAUGAAUUCAAGGAGUUCAUGUCGAAAUGUGGAGUCAUCCAAGCAGAUGCACGAACUAAUAAACCUAAACUGAAGUUGUAUGUUGAUGAAAAUGGUGAUCUAAAAGGCGAUGGAAGAUGCGUCUAUAUAAAGAAGGAGUCAGUUGAUUUGGCGCUUUCUAUCCUGGACGGAUUUCACCUACGGGGCAAGGAAGUACAUGUAGAGAAAGCUAGGUUCGAGAUGAAGGGAGAGUUUGAUCCAACCAAGAAAAGGAAAAAGCUCACGAAUGCACAGAAGAAGAAAUUUAUGGAAAACCAGAACAGGAUUUUUGAAUGGAAACCGGAGAAACCUCGUAACUAUCGACCCAUUUCUGAUUGUACUGUGGUUAUCAAAAAUUUAUUCACGUUGCAGAUGAUGGAGAAAAAUGCUGCAUUAAUGAUGGACUUAAAAGAAGAGGUUCAGCAAAGCUGUUCAAAAUAUGGUGCCGUCAAGAAAGUCAUUGUUUAUGACAACAAUCCUGAGGGUGUAGUGACGGUGACGUUUGAAACUACUGAUGAAUCCGAUAUGGCUGUGAAGAUGUUGAAUGGGAGGAUUGUAGACGGGAGACGGUUGGAAGUGUGUCUCUGGGAUGGAAAAACGAAAUAUAAAGUCCAAGAGACAGAGGAGGAACGUAAGAGACGAUUAGCGGCUUGGGAGAAUUACAUUAAAGGAGAUAGUGAUGACGAAGAUGAAAGAAAAAAUGGUCCAAGUGAACAAGAUUCUUCACCAAAAUCAUCAUCUGCAGAAGGGAAUUCAGAGGACAACUCUGAGAGAUGUGAUCAAGGAACUACACCGGAAAAAAGGCCGAAGCUUACUGACGAAGGCGAGCAGUAA
Necator americanus (New World hookworm) is the source of this 1791-nucleotide messenger RNA. RefSeq lists its product as uncharacterized. Gene Ontology annotation, cellular component: U2 snRNP; U2-type spliceosomal complex. The coding region runs from base 1 to 1791 and encodes 596 amino acids. The transcript has 13 exons. The record is from RefSeq and is a predicted model, not a curated record. Gene Ontology annotation, molecular function: RNA binding. Gene Ontology annotation, biological process: mRNA splicing, via spliceosome. Lineage: Eukaryota; Metazoa; Nematoda; Chromadorea; Rhabditida; Ancylostomatidae.